Anolis sagrei ordinatus is the source of this 2498-nucleotide messenger RNA. RefSeq names its product insulin like growth factor binding protein 1 (gene IGFBP1). Gene Ontology annotation, biological process: regulation of insulin-like growth factor receptor signaling pathway. Lineage: Eukaryota; Metazoa; Chordata; Lepidosauria; Squamata; Anolidae. Gene Ontology annotation, cellular component: extracellular region. The record is from RefSeq and is a predicted model, not a curated record. Gene Ontology annotation, molecular function: insulin-like growth factor II binding; insulin-like growth factor I binding.
UAGGAAGACAGUGACAAGCCUAGCUGAACGUGGGCAACGUGACUGGUGUUCCUCUCCAAGCUCAGCCGGCUCAUUCAUCAUGCAUUCUAGAGGCCUCUCCUGCGCACUGCUUCUUUUCCUCCUCUGCCCUUGCUUCACCUUUGGUGCUGCUCUCCACGCAAUACGUUGUGCCCCAUGCACCGAAGAGAAGCUCGUUUUGUGCCCGUUGGUGCCUGCCACCUGUCCUGAAACAGCUCUCCAGCCUGGAUGUGGCUGCUGCCACAUUUGUGCCCUUCAGCUAGGCGAGCCCUGCGGAGUGUAUACAGCACGCUGUGGUCAGGGGCUCAGCUGCCAGGUGCACCCAGAGGAAACCAGGCCUCUUUAUGCCCUCACCCAUGGGCAAGGCACCUGUCUACCUACCACAGACAUCUCCGAGACUGCAGAAUCUGUUGAACCAGAAGACAUACCUACUGAGAGCACUGAAAUGACAGCACAUCAAUCUCUGAGCUACCAACAGUUGUUUCCGAUUAGCCAAGAGAAAUCUGCCACUUGGAAUGCAAUCAGUGCCUACGAAAACAUGAAAAGAAGGAGACUUAAUGAAAUCAGGAAAGGGAAAGAACAAGGACCAUGUCAAAAAGAACUCUACAGAGCACUGGAGAAACUGGCAAAGGCUCAACAGAGAACCAGAGGCGAGACAUACAGAUUUUAUUUGCCCAACUGUCACAGGAAUGGAUUUUACCAUAGCAAGCAGUGUGAAAAUUCACUUGAUGGAAAUCCUGCAAGAUGUUGGUGUGUGUAUCCAAAAAAUGGAAAGAGGAUUCCUGGAUCGACUGAAAUGACAGGCGACCCGCAAUGUGAACAGUAUCUCAGCUCACAGGAAUAACACAAAACAAGCAGCGUAUUUUGUACAAGUAGAUACUAAAUCUUUUCCAAGUCAAGUGCCCUAUUCUAAAGCGAUUUCUGGCUGCUUUAAAUAAAGGGCCCAUUUACACGGGACAAAUGAGUCAGAGUGGGGGGUGAACAAACUUCGUAGAGUCCACAUGGCACACGAGGCCAAUUCACCCUAACACAUGGUAAGACCAUGUACAGGGGCGGCUCAACCCAUUACGCAAAGUAAGCAUUCGCAGUAUAGUUGAUUUUGCCCAGGGGCGCUCUUGAGGCGCUCUUGGGGGAAAAUAGACCUUGACAUAUGCGAGUUGUAGUUACUGGGAUGUAUAGUUCAACUACAAUCAAAGAGCAUUCUGAACUCCACCAAUGAUGGAAUUGAACUAAAUAUGGCACACAGAACUCCCAUGAAGAACAGAAAAUAUAUAUCAGUGAUUGGUUGGGGGGGGGGGCAAAAUACUGUUUGCUUACCGUUGAAAAUUACCUAGGGCCGCCUCUGUAGAGUCCACAUGGCACACGAGGCCAAUUCACCCUAACACGUGGUAAGGCCAUGUAAUGUGGCCUUUUCCUGUAUCAUCCAAAGUUGGGAGAUGCCAUAAAGCUUCUCUGAAGCUCCAGCGCUCACUCGUACUUUGGGCAUGAAUAAAUAGUUGAACUGGUUCUGAUUCAGAACCACUGCUGUUUACACAGCCAUCCCACCUACUUACCCUGGGCUUAGGCAGUCCGAGGGCAGGAGAUGGCUUUACUGUUUCAUAGAAUCAUAGAAUCAUAGAAUCACAGAGUUGGAAGAGACCUCACAGGCCAUCCAGUCCAACCCCCAGCCAUUGUGUCCAUGGCUUAGCAGUGACUUCUGGGUACAAAACGUCUGGUGAUCAUUGUUCAUUGCAUGUACUGAUGCUGGACAGAGCACCACAGCAACUGGAGAAGGUUCACUCCAGUGAUUCUGAUGUUUUUUAGUCACCAUCAGUACAUGUGACAAGCAAUGCCUACCUGCAACUCAUGGUUGCUGCCAAACUCAAGACACAAUGUCAACAGUAAAGCCACCUCCUGUCCCUGGACCAUCUGAGCCCAGUGAAAGUAGGUGAGAUGGUUGUAAACAAACAAUAGUGGUUCUGAAUCAUGUAGAUGGGCCCAAAGCCUUAGUGAUCCCAAUGGGACUUACUCCAUCCAAUCACAGAUAGAAUUAGAAGUAUGAUAAAAUUAUACUGUUUCUCAUUCUUGAAGGUUAACAAUUGAUUCCAUUGCUUGACAUCUUACAAUAUAUAACGAAAACUAUUAUUAUUUGUAUAGUCUAUCCAGCGUAGUCUGGUACAUAAGAGUGAAGAAUUAUUUAUUCUGUUUGUGGUUUUCAAUUUGUAUUUGUCUCUGUAUUAACUUAUAUAUGUGUGUUCUUCAAGAAAUCAUUUUGUGUAAAUUUUAAUACUUUUUCUCUUAAAAAGAUGCACUUUUCCCUUUUCAAAGAACCUAGUAUAUCAUUUAAACAUGAAUGUUUCAAGUAUUUAUAUCUUUUUCAAGCUUCGUGUAAUAAACAUGACACAGAACAUACUUUUCAGUAUUUCUUUCAGUGUUUAUCCUUUGAAGUACUUAUAUUUCUGCAUGUGAAACAGUCUCAUUUUUCAUUUGAGUAUAGCCAC